AGGCGAUAGCCAAUUCCGGAUUCUUUCCAAAGUGAUGCGUUGGUAACGUGUUUGAAUGGGGUUGUUCAAUAAGUACAAAUAUAAUUCCAAUAGCUGAAUAAUAUUUAAAUGUUUCAAACUUGGACUAAACGCCUAAAUCUGUAUUACAGAUUUUGCAAACUAUUCGUCUUAUUAGUAACAACUGUUAGUGUCAUAUAAUCAAUAUGAAAUGUGAAUAUUGCUAAAACGUCUAACCUACAUUUUAUCUAAGUCCAUGUAUAUAAGUGAGGUUAACCGCUGGUCCUGCAUUAAUUAUUUUUUGGAAAUAUGAGUGUCAUGUUCAGAGGGUAUCAAAAUUUGUUAAAGAAAUUUCCACUUGGGAUGCAAGCCAUUCAAGCUGGAACUUUGAUGGGCUUAGGAGAUCAACUUGCUCAAAAUGUUGUUGAGCGUAGAAAAUUUGAAAAUUUAGAUUUUAUCCGUACAGCUCAAUUUUUUGGUAUUGGAUUUUUCAUCGGGGGACCUGCUACUAGGACCUGGUAUGGAAUAUUAGACAGGCAUUUUGGAUCUAAAGGUGGAACAGUGGCUUUGAAAAAAGUUGCAUGUGAUCAACUUCUCUUUGCACCAAGUUUCAUAGUCAUCUUAUUAAGCACCAUUAGUGCUUUACAAGGAGGAAAUAUGGAAGAUAUUAAAAGUAGAUUGAAAAACGAUUAUAUUGAUAUACUCAAAAAUAAUUAUAAGCUAUGGCCAGUGGUUCAACUAGUAAAUUUUGCUCUUGUCCCUUUACACUAUCAGGUGUUAGUGGUACAAUCAGUUGCUGUAUUAUGGAAUACUUAUAUUUCUUACAGAACUAACAGAGAUACACAACCACUACAUUAAAAAAUUAUUUUAAUUAAAUUAAACAUACUACCAUGAGACAAAAACUAAAUAUUACUUUGACAUGCAGAGUAAUAUGUGUAUAAUACUAUUCCCAAAAACAAAUACAAAGCAUUUGUCAGAGCCAUUUCCAACUUGGAAAAAAAUUUAAUGCGAAACCCCCUUCAAUAUGUAUAUGAACUAUUACAAUGGAUGUGUAUUGAUGAAUAAUAAAUGAUUACGUAUCAUUGUAUAAA
Cephus cinctus (wheat stem sawfly) is the source of this 1088-nucleotide messenger RNA. It is a transcript of the gene Mpv17, whose product is annotated as protein Mpv17. The transcript is spliced from 4 exons. Bases 307 to 855 code for a protein of 182 amino acids. The record is from RefSeq and is a predicted model, not a curated record. NCBI's taxonomy places the organism in Eukaryota, Metazoa, Arthropoda, Insecta, Hymenoptera, Cephidae. Gene Ontology annotation, cellular component: cytoplasm; membrane.